GGGCGCCGGCGUCGGCUGCGUCUCCGGGGAUUUGAAUUGCGCUUCCGCCAUCUUUCCAGCCCUCAGUCAGACGGGCGCAGAGACGCUUCUGGAAGUAACAUCACGAUGGCUGCCCAAGGAGAACCCCAAGUUCAGUUCAAACUUGUUUUGGUUGGUGAUGGUGGUACUGGAAAAACUACAUUCGUGAAGCGUCAUCUGACUGGUGAAUUUGAGAAGUAUGUAGCUACCUUGGGUGUUGAGGUCCAUCCUCUUGUGUUCUAUACCAACAGAGGACCUAUUAAGUUCAAUGUAUGGGAUACAGCUGGUCAGGAGAAAUUUGGUGGACUGAAAGAUGGCUAUUAUAUACAAGCUCAGUGUGCCAUUAUAAUGUUUGAUGUAACAUCAAGAGUUACUUACAAGAAUGUGCCUAACUGGCAUAGAGAUCUGGUACGAGUGUAUGAGAACAUCCCAAUUGUGCUGUGUGGCAACAAAGUGGAUAUUAAGGACAGAAAGGUUAAGGCAAAGUCAGUUGUCUUCCACCGAAAGAAGACUCUUCAGUACUAUGACAUUUCUGCCAAAAGUAACUACAACUUUGAAAAGCCCUUCCUCUGGCUUGCUAGAAAAUUGAUUGGAGACCCUAACUUGGAGUUUGUCGCCAUGCCUGCUCUUGCCCCACCAGAGGUGGUCAUGGAUCCAGCCUUGGCAGCACAGUAUGAGCACGAUUUAGAGGUUGCUCAGACAUCUGCUCUCCCGGAUGAAGAUGAUGACCUGUGAGAAAGUGAAGCUGGGGCCCAGCGUCAGAAGUCUAGUUUUAUAGGCAACUGUCCUGUGAUGUCAGUGGCGUAGCGUGUUUGCCACUUUAUUAUAUAGCUAAGCUGAACAUGUGCUUAAUCUUUGGAUGCUGAAGGAGAUGGAUGGGCUGUGGAGUGAAUGUGGCAGUUU
This is a messenger RNA of Dama dama (fallow deer), 921 nucleotides long. Its product is annotated as GTP-binding nuclear protein Ran-like. The record is from RefSeq and is a predicted model, not a curated record. Bases 106 to 753 code for a protein of 215 amino acids. NCBI's taxonomy places the organism in Eukaryota, Metazoa, Chordata, Mammalia, Artiodactyla, Cervidae. Gene Ontology annotation, biological process: ribosomal subunit export from nucleus; protein import into nucleus. Gene Ontology annotation, cellular component: cytoplasm; nucleus. Gene Ontology annotation, molecular function: GTP binding; GTPase activity. The transcript has a single exon.